CACGACGACACGAGGAUGUCGCAGUUGGUCCCGAGCCGCGGAUAUAAGCUGGUGACGCCGGACGACGCGAGAACGUCGCGAUCCAUAAUGAAGGCAGCAACCAGUAUCCUUCUCGGUCUCGUGGUUCUUGCAGCGCUGGCCUACUGCCACGCCGAAGAAAGGCCUGACCAUGAAGAGCACGGGUACCUGGCCAGGAAACGCGGAGACGAUGACGACCAAGACGCCAAGAGCCGUAGAAUUGCUGGUGAAAAAUCCGGCAGCAAGACGGCCGGGAAAGUUAGGGCGAAAGAUAAGCAAAAGUACAAGAAAGGAAACGAAGGCAGCGAAGAAGAAUAAACGUAUGCGGCAGCAGGGCAACUGGAAUAUUAUGACCCUUUGGCAAACUCUGUAGCCAGCAAAAAUUAAAAAAAGAAAACCA
Molecule: messenger RNA, 418 nt
Organism: Dermacentor andersoni
Lineage: Eukaryota; Metazoa; Arthropoda; Arachnida; Ixodida; Ixodidae
Source: RefSeq, a predicted model, not a curated record